Messenger RNA from Chrysoperla carnea, 1485 nucleotides. It is a transcript of the gene Su(P), whose product is annotated as prostaglandin E synthase 2. Gene Ontology annotation, molecular function: prostaglandin-E synthase activity. The transcript has 5 exons. The coding region runs from base 306 to 1481 and encodes 391 amino acids. Lineage: Eukaryota; Metazoa; Arthropoda; Insecta; Neuroptera; Chrysopidae. The record is from RefSeq and is a predicted model, not a curated record. Gene Ontology annotation, cellular component: mitochondrion.
ACAAAGAUUAACUUUAAUGUCAUGUGGAGUGCUCUUAUUUGCAUGUAAAUAUCGAAUUAACACGUUUUGUACUUUGUUAAAAAUUUAUUUUUUGAAUGUCACUUAAAUUAACUAACUAUAAUUUAAGUUUUCAUUUGUGGAUUACCAUAUUAAACCCAAAUAAAAUGCUAUAAAAUCGGCAUUACCUAAAUCCGGAUCCGGCAUAAAUCAUUGUACUAAUUUUAGAUGGCAACGUUUAGUAUCAGCUGAUGACUAUAUAGUUACUAAAAAAAGUUUUACAAUUUCAAGUGAUUAAAAUAAAUAAAAUGAUUUCAUUAAAGUCAAUUUAUAAUUUUGCAACAGCAACAGCGUUAUUUAAACAAAUGACAAGAAAUAAUGUGAAAUUUAAACCGAUUAUGAGGUUAAUGUCUACAGAGAAAAAGGUGAAACAAUCUGGAGGUUUGAAAAUUGGUCUUAUUGGAAUUACAGCUGGUGCAAUUGGUGGUACAGGAUAUUCGAUAUACAAAUUAAAUGAAGCUAGAGGACAUAUUAUCAAUGAAACAAUGUUGCAUCCUAUUUUGAAGGAUAUGCCCAAAAUUGAACCAUCAAGACGAGUAAAGUAUCCAAACGACACUUCUGGCUUAAAAUUAACAUUGUUUCAAUAUCAAACGUGCCCAUUUUGUUGUAAGGUACGAGCAUUUUUAGAUUAUCAUGGAAUUUCUUAUGAUGUGGUAGAAGUCGAUCCAGUUCUUCGACAAUCGAUUCGAUGGUCAGAAUAUAAAAAAGUACCUAUUUUAGUUGCAAGCUACGAUAAAGGUUACCAGCAAAUAAACGAUAGUUCGAUGAUAAUAUCAGCGUUAUCGUCAUUUUUAAUAGACAAUCAACAAACAUUGUCACAAGUUAUCAAUUUUUAUCCUAGUGUUUCGUUUAUUGAUGAUGAUGGCACAAAAAAAGUUGAAAUAAUGAAUCGCUAUUUCUUAAUGUUCCAAGGCACCGUACCUGCAAAUAGGACACCUGAAGACAUGGCAGAAGAAAGGAAAUGGAGAAAAUGGGCUGAUACAAAAUUAGUACACUCUUUAUCACCAAAUGUGUAUAGAACACCAACUGAAGCUUUACAAGCAUUCACAUGGUUUUCAGAUGUUGGUGAAUGGGAACGAUUAUUUCCUGCUUGGGAACGUGCAUUAAUUGUUUAUGUUGGAGCAUUUGCCAUGUGGAUAAUUGGGAAGCGAUUAAAAUCAAGGCACAAUUUAAAAGAUGAUGUUCGCAUAUCAUUAUACGAAGAUUGUGAUUUUUGGGUACGUUCCUUGAAGAAGAAAGGUACCACAUUUAUGGGUGGUUCAGAACCAAAUCUAGCCGAUUUAGCCGUAUUUGGUGUUUUAAAUAGUAUCGAAGGUUGUGAUGCAUUUCAAGAUGUUUUACGUAAUACUAAAAUUAAGAAUUGGUAUAAUAAAAUGCGUGAAAAGGUUACGUCACACCAAAGUCAUACUUUAAAUAAUGCUUAGUUUA